CAUGUCGAUGUGUGCGUGCGGGCUGCGUAACGGUAGCCUCGAACCCAGACGCCUUUGACGACGACGGUGCCGAGGGGACAAAUACCGAUUUGUCUAGAAUCGAGAAUCUAGAAACGCGGGAGAUUAGGUAUCUCGAAUUAUACGAAAGAGAAACGUAAUCCGUAAAUCUAUCGCCGCGAAUUCACGUACUUUAGCGCGCGGCAUCGGGUAAAACGGAGUCGAGUACCACGGCGGUACGAGUGGCGGCGCUGACGUCGCCGCGGCGGCAGCGCUGGGCGCGAGGCUACGGCGAAGAAUCCGUAUGCGCAUGUCACUUCACGGCACGGUCUCUUUCUGUCGUGGCACUUGGAGAGUACUAGAGAACUAGUAUUACCUAAAACUACAAAAUGGGUAAAGAGAAGAUUCACAUUAACAUCGUCGUUAUUGGACACGUCGAUUCCGGCAAGUCCACCACCACUGGUCAUUUGAUCUACAAAUGUGGUGGUAUCGACAAGCGUACUAUUGAAAAGUUCGAGAAGGAAGCCCAGGAGAUGGGCAAAGGUUCCUUCAAGUAUGCCUGGGUAUUGGACAAACUCAAGGCCGAGCGUGAGCGUGGUAUCACCAUCGAUAUCGCCUUGUGGAAAUUCGAAACUUCUAAGUACUAUGUAACCAUCAUUGACGCCCCUGGACAUAGAGACUUUAUCAAAAACAUGAUCACCGGUACCUCGCAAGCCGACUGCGCAGUGCUGAUUGUUGCCGCUGGUACUGGUGAAUUCGAGGCCGGUAUCUCGAAAAAUGGUCAGACUCGCGAGCAUGCCCUUCUCGCUUUCACCCUCGGCGUCAAACAAUUGAUCGUCGGAGUUAACAAGAUGGAUUCCACUGAGCCCCCGUAUUCCGAGACCCGAUUCGAAGAAAUCAAGAAGGAAGUCUCGUCAUACAUCAAGAAAAUCGGUUAUAACCCGGCCGCUGUAGCGUUUGUACCUAUCUCUGGCUGGCAUGGAGACAACAUGUUGGAGGUAUCCUCCAAGAUGCCAUGGUUCAAGGGAUGGACUGUAGAACGUAAGGAGGGCAAGGCUGAAGGUAAAUGCCUUAUUGAAGCUCUCGAUGCCAUCCUGCCGCCUACUAGGCCAACCGACAAGGCUCUUCGUCUUCCCCUUCAGGACGUAUACAAGAUUGGUGGUAUCGGAACAGUACCCGUCGGUCGUGUCGAGACCGGUGUACUGAAACCCGGUAUGGUCGUUACCUUUGCACCCGCUGGGUUGACCACUGAAGUUAAAUCCGUCGAGAUGCAUCACGAAGCUCUUCAAGAGGCGGUGCCUGGUGACAAUGUUGGUUUCAACGUUAAGAACGUGUCUGUUAAGGAAUUACGUCGUGGAUAUGUUGCCGGAGAUUCCAAAAACAAUCCGCCCAAGGGUGCCGCUGACUUCACCGCACAGGUCAUCGUGCUCAAUCACCCCGGUCAAAUUAGCAACGGAUAUACGCCCGUACUGGAUUGCCAUACUGCCCACAUCGCUUGCAAAUUCGCUGAAAUUAAAGAGAAGUGCGAUCGCCGUACUGGCAAGACCACCGAAGAAAACCCGAAGGCCAUCAAGUCUGGCGAUGCCGCCAUCGUUACCCUGGUGCCCAGCAAGCCUAUGUGCGUAGAGGCUUUCCAGGAGUUCCCACCCCUGGGACGUUUCGCUGUCCGUGACAUGCGUCAGACGGUAGCUGUCGGCGUCAUCAAGGCCGUCACCUUUAAGGAUCAAGCGGGCAAAGUCACUAAGGCCGCUGAAAAAGCCCAGAAGAAGAAAUAACUAUUGUAAUAGUUUCCGUGCAUACACCGAUAGUUUUCGUGCGAAUAUGCCACCGGGUGGGCACUGGCAUACAUCAGCCGACGUAGCUCACCCUCCCUCCUCGUACGAUUCAUGGGAGACGAAUUUUACAGCAUCACCGCCAUCAGUAGCAGAGCUUCCUGUACAGCUGCGAACUUCCGAAAAUGAGAAAAUGAUGCAGUCGCGAAGAUUGGUUCUUCGCACGUGCGAGGUUUUGCGAUUACCGCACUUCCUCGGCGUACGGACAUUUCGUUUGUCGAAACGGCUACUCCGUCACUUUUUCCACCGUAAAGAGUUUCGUAGGAAAGGAAAUGCAGCUCGGCAGGAUGAUGUCUACCGAAGAGACGACGCAUGUUAUUUUCGUCUCGCAGGAGUACGCGAGGAGGGAGAGCGAACUUCGCGCGAGCUAUCUAAAGAAAAAAAAGCGUACACCUACCAACUUUCAUAACAUCAACAUAAUUUAGCGCGGCUUAAUUAUAUAUUUUCUAAUUACUAUACGGAAAUAAAUUCUGUAUAUAUUCGAUACUCGAGAAGAGACAUGUCAUUAUUACUCUUCGACAUCUUUUAAAAAAAACGCCUCAUUUGUCGCUCUAACAUCUACGGUAGCUAUACGAUUUGACCAGAAGUAAAAUGAAAUACAUCUCGCGGCGAUGUCAGUAUCCUUUUGUCUUCUUGGUAGUUUUUUUUAUAUUAAUCUCGUUCAAACUAACUCAGAAAGCUUAGAAUAGAGAAAAAACAACGGUAGUAAGCCUUGACAAAGAUAGAUUUUGUUGGGAUAUGGGACCUGCUGUUUUCUCUAAUUAUCUUUCUAUUCGAUUAUAGAUAAGACAUUCAAGUAUUCUGAAGAGAAAGAAAGAAAAACUUUUCUACGAAAUAUUCUUUUUAUUGAGUAACGUGAAACAAGAAGUGCGUGCACAAGAAAAUGACACAAUGACUCGGCAUCCUUCACCUUCUCGCGAUUCUAUAAAACGACAUUGGUUAACCAUUUUCUGUACAUACAUAUAAAUACCAGCGAUGACGAGUAAGAGCGAAAAUAAAGAAGCUGCGGAAACGAGAGAUGCCGGUGAUUCACUAUCACCAAUUCAUUUCCUAAUUUUCCUUUAAAUGUUACAUCGGCAUUUCUACAAAGAGAAACAGAUAAAUAUAUUCCAAAAACAA
Molecule: messenger RNA, 2948 nt
Organism: Pogonomyrmex barbatus (red harvester ant)
Lineage: Eukaryota; Metazoa; Arthropoda; Insecta; Hymenoptera; Formicidae
Gene: EF1a-F2
Product: elongation factor 1-alpha F2
Biological process (GO): translational elongation
Molecular function (GO): GTPase activity; translation elongation factor activity; GTP binding
Source: RefSeq, a predicted model, not a curated record